Fundulus heteroclitus (mummichog) is the source of this 3845-nucleotide messenger RNA. RefSeq names its product metal transporter CNNM4. Gene Ontology annotation, biological process: magnesium ion transport; magnesium ion homeostasis. Gene Ontology annotation, molecular function: sodium ion transmembrane transporter activity; magnesium ion transmembrane transporter activity. The transcript has 8 exons. Lineage: Eukaryota; Metazoa; Chordata; Actinopteri; Cyprinodontiformes; Fundulidae. The record is from RefSeq and is a predicted model, not a curated record. Gene Ontology annotation, cellular component: plasma membrane. Bases 173 to 3037 code for a protein of 954 amino acids.
CUGGUGCUGAGCGCUGCGAGCUGUGCGUCACAUGAAGGAUAGAGUUGGAGGAGCGUUUGUUUACCAGCCAUACCUGGCGCUGUUACCGGGUGUGUGUUAGUGUGUGUAAGAGGGAGAGAGAGAGAGAGAGAUGGAGGGCCGGAGGGAGGCGGAGCCGCUCGGACAUGAGUAAAUGACGUCAGCUCCCAGGUCGCCCAGCAGAGAAACAAACAUGGCGACAGAAUGGAGCGGGCAGCAGGGUUACGUUCUCACCGUCAUCAUCUGCCUGUGGAGCGCGGUCGGCGGGCGGACAGAGACGGCGGCGGCGGCUGGAUCCGGCCGCGUCAGCGGCGGGAGCCAGGUCCUCGGCAUGCGGCUCGAGCGGAGCGACAAGCCGUCCAGCACCAAUGACGACGGUGUCAUCCAGGUGACCGAGGAGAGCACCGUACAGCUCCGGUUUUACGGGGUGCAGCUCCACUCGGGCGCCUGGACGCAGAUCCGCUUCACGGAGCUUGGGGACGGCGGCGGCGGCGGCGGCGGCGGGGACGAGGAGGAGGAGGAUGAGCAGGAGGAGGCGGUGGCGGCGGCCAGGGGAGGCAGCGGCAUGAUGGACACGCCGGACAGGACUUGUGUUGACUUCACGAAGGACAUCAAAGUGGAGAGCUACAUGAACGUGAGCAGCCGCGGCACGUCCGGGGUGCUCAGCGUGCACGUUAAGCCGCUGCGCAAAAGCGAGCCGCAGAAGGAGUAUGCCCUGUGCACGCUGAGCGAGGAUGGCACCAGGUGGGUGUUGCUGGGGGAGAGCGAUGGCAAAGUGCUGGUGGUGGAGGAGAAGAAGUCCCUGCUGCCCAUGUGGCUGCAGGUGAUCCUGAUUUGCUGCCUGCUGGUGCUGUCCGGCAUGUUCAGCGGCUUGAACCUCGGCCUCAUGGCGCUGGACCCCAUGGAGCUGCGCAUCGUCCAGAGCUGCGGCACCGACAAGGAGAAGAAUUACGCGAGGAAGAUCGAGCCCAUCCGCAGCAAGGGGAACUACCUGCUGUGCUCCCUGCUGCUUGGCAAUGUGCUGGUGAACACCACCCUCACCAUCCUCCUGGAUGACCUGAUCGGCUCCGGCCUGGGCGCCGUGGUGGCCUCCACCAUUGGCAUCGUGAUCUUCGGGGAGAUCGUCCCCCAGGCGCUCUGCUCCCGCCACGGACUGGCCGUGGGCGCCAACACCAUCAUGGUGACCAAGUUCUUCAUGCUCCUCACCUUCCCGCUCUCCUUUCCCGUCAGCAAGCUGCUGGACGUCCUGCUGGGCCAGGAGAUCGGGACCGUGUACAACCGAGAGAAGCUGGUGGGGAUGCUCAGGGUGACGGAGCCCUACAACGACCUGGACAAGGAGGAGCUGAACAUGAUCCAGGGAGCCCUGGAGCUCCGGACCAAGACGGUGGAGGACGUGAUGACGCCCCUGGCCAACUGCUUCAUGAUCCAGGCGGACGCCGUGCUGGACUUCAACACCAUGUCGGAGAUCAUGGAGAGCGGCUACACGCGCAUCCCCGUGUACGACGAGGAGAGGUCCAACAUCGUGGACAUCCUGUACGUCAAGGACCUGGCCUUCGUGGACCCGGACGACUGCACCAACCUGAAGACCAUCACCAAGUUCUACAACCACCCGGUGCACUUUGUGUUCCACGACACCAAGCUGGACGCCAUGCUGGAGGAGUUCAAGAAAGGUAAAUCCCACCUAGCCAUCGUCCAGAAGGUGAACAACGAGGGGGAGGGCGAUCCUUUCUACGAGGUGCUGGGGCUGGUCACCUUGGAGGACGUCAUCGAGGAGAUCAUCAAGUCAGAGAUCCUGGACGAGUCUGACCUCUACACUGACAACAGAAACAAGAAGAAGGUAGAUCCCCACAAGAACAAGCCGGACUUCUCCGCCUUCAAGCAGGAAGGCGACAGUAAAGUGAAGAUCACUCCUCAGCUCAUGCUGGCUGCACACCGUUUCUUAGCCACAGAGGUGAACUUGUUCAGCCCGUUCCAGAUCACAGAGAAGGUCCUGCUGAGGAUCCUCAGACACCCAGACGUCAUCCAGGAGCUCAAGUUUAACGAAAGCGACAAACGGUCGCUCCAACACUUCCUCUACCAAAAGGGCAAACCUGUUGACUACUUUGUACUCAUCCUGCAGGGGCGGGUGGAGGUUGAAGCUGGAAAUGAGAACAUGAAGUUUGAGACUGGCCCGUUCUCCUACUAUGGAGUCAUGGCCCUGAGCACAUCAUCGCUGGCUGUUACCCCUCCUCUCUCCCCGUCAGUGGCGUCCCCCCCUCCACGACGCCUCUCUCUUAAGAGGUUUUCUCUGUUCUCUCGUUUCCCAGAGUUUCGUUCUCCGUCACACGCGGGCAACCUGAACCGCUCGGCCUCUCUGAGCUGCACCGAGCGUGCUCAGGAGAGCGGCUCUAUCAGCGGAAGCAACACUCAGAUCCCGGGAACCCCGUUCCAGUACAUCCCAGACUUCAGCGUUCGAGCUCUAGCAGAUCUUCAGUUUGUCAAGGUCACCCGUGCUCAAUACCAGAAUGCUCUCCUGGCGUCCAGGUUGGACAGCACGCCGCAGUCUCCGGAGGGCAGCCACGCUCGCUUGGAUGUAUCCAUCUCUUUGCCCCCCUUGACGCCACCUGAGACGAAAACCCCGCUGGCUCUCGCCACGCCUCCUGUGAAGCACUCAUCGUCCCACACUCAGCCCACGCCCCAGAGCGCUCGCGCCACCUUCACCAUCGGCUCCGCCGGCCGCAGGCCGAGCCAAGCUUUGCCCCAGGCCACGCCCCCUCCCAGCAACCACACCCCUCUCUCCCAAACCCCUCCCUCCUCUGUAGGCAAAGUGCCAUGUGCUCUGAAUCCUGCUGUGGGUUCAUCCCUUUCCUCCAAAGCCCAGCGCUCCCCACCCUCUGAUGGCUCGGACAGCGGUCCCGGGGAGACCACCACUCUGCUCAGUGAGCAGCCGAACUGCGUGGGCCCCCGCCGGCCCAGUUACACCCAGCCAUCCCAACAUGUUCACACUAUCAGUCACGCUCACACUGAGAGCACCAUCUAACUCUGGUCCUUCUGGAGAGCUAUCUGUUCAGUCCCUUGCACUACUGUUGGCUGUUUCUGUCCUAAACGGCAUUCUUUGGAGGGGGCACAACAAAUGGGUCAGCACAUCUCUAUCCUCUGUCAUCUCUUCUUGCAUGUUCCCAUCCCAACACUGACAAAAGACCAAGGACACAGUACAGCGUGGGAACAGGAACCAGCAGGGAGCACGGGGAGAUGCGUUAGAGGAUGCAUUUCUGAACCAAAAAUAAUCUACGUUUGUAUUUAGUUUUAUCUGCACAGCUGAUGGUAUGUCUGCCUAUGCCUGGGUACACUGGAGGUAAAUGGAAGAGAGAUUUAGCUGCUCAUUUUUGUAGGUUGCACACUAGUUGAUGUUGAAAUGAAAGGAGGAGACUGUUUUAUGCUGCCCCCAUAGCAAAAAUCCUCACCUCCAUCAAUACUCCGCUGUUUAGUGUGAACCAUGUUAGCUUUCUACAAGUAUCACCAUCACCUCCUUACAGUCCUUGAUGACCCAUAGUUUUUCUUCAGUUUAUACAUAGAAACGCAGCACCGUCAUGCUGAAUGUUUAAAGUGACAGAGAUGCUUUCUACAAAGCUUAUGCGUCAGCAACUGCAGGGCUGCAGCCUUUGUGGGGGUUGUCUUUAUCCACUAGGGGGCAGAGCAUGACUUCAUGAAGUGUGGUCCAAAAUGCCACAAUUCAAUACAUGUGAUUAAAUAGACAUGUAUAUGUGAUCAUCUAAAUUCUGAAGUUCAUACAUUAAAAAGUAAUUACUAUAUUUUUAAAUACAUAGUUAAAUGUGAAAGAGCUGGUU